CCUGAGCAGUGACGGACCCACUCCGAUCGAGUGGUUGGGUCUGACCCGUUCCCGGGCGCGGGAAAAUGAGUUUCCACCCAGCCCGGCAGUCUCAGCACCCUCCUCGACCCUGAGGCGCCUGGUCAGCCUGUGGGUCCUCCGGGUUCCACUCAAAUCGAAUCACACUAGGGGAGGUGGAGGAGCUCGGGUCGCCUCCAUGUCCGAGGCUUAUUUCCGGGUGGAGUCGGGCGCGCUGGGACCUGAGGAGAACUUUCUCUCCUUGGACGACAUCUUGAUGUCCCACGAGAAGCUGCCAGUGCGCACGGAGACUCCCAUGCCGCGCCUGAGCACCUUCUUCCCGGAAUGGGGCGCCGGAGCCGGGCCGGACCACGCGCUGCCGCAGGGCUCAAAGCUUGAAUUCCCCUUAUGGCUGGCAAAAGGACUUUUUGACAACAAGCGGCGCAUCCUUUCUGUGGAACUUCCCAAGAUCUACCAAGAGGGUUGGAGGACCGUAUUCAGUGCAGAUGCCAAUGUGGUAAACCUCCACAAAAUGGGACCCCAUUUCUAUGGGUUUGGCUCCCAGUUGCUCCAUUUUGACAGUCCGGAGAAUGCGGAUAUAUCCCAGUCUCUACUGCAGACAUUUAUUGGACGUUUUCGCCGGAUCAUGGACUCCUCUCAGAACACUUACAAUGAAGACAUUUCAGCCCUGGUAGCUAGGCUAGACGAGAUGGAGAGGGGCUUAUUUCAAACUGGGCAGAAAGGACUGAAUAACUUUCAAUGUUGGGAAAAGGGUCAGGCUUCUCAGAUCACACCUUCCAACCUCGUUCAGAAUUAUAAGAAGAGAAAAUUCACCGACAUGGAGGACUGAAGGCCAGAAAAACAGAAUUGCUGCAGGUCGUCAAUAUGAUUUGGGGCAAGAAGAGAAAAGCCUAUGUGAAGAAAAGAAGGAAGCUUACAAAAUUAUUUUAAGUCUGUGCUAUAGAUGUUGAUACCCCAUGAAUUUGUUCAUGUAGAAGAAUUAUUCCACAACUUUGGUUCCUGGAUGUCUUUGAGAAUCUGAUAAAGCUAACUUCCCUUGGUAUGUAUAAACACAACAUUUGUUUAUAAUUUUCAGGAGUCUAUUUCCCCCUCCCCAAGAUGUUCAGGAAAAAAUCCCUUCUUCUAUAUGAUUGGAGCAAGUUAUAUAUAACCCAUAGAGCAGCUAAGAGCCCAGGCUCUCGAUUCAGAGACUUCAAAUCCUGGACCAAGUACAUUCUCUCCAGUCCCUCUGCCUGUGUCCUCACUUGUAAAAUCCAAACAGUAAUAAGCAGGUUUGGGUUGUUGGGAAAUGUUAAUGAGUUCAUGUGCAUAAAAUGUUUAAAAAAGGGUCUGGCACACCGUAAGUGGUAAUUAAAUUUCAGCUC
Molecule: messenger RNA, 1382 nt
Organism: Heterocephalus glaber (naked mole-rat)
Lineage: Eukaryota; Metazoa; Chordata; Mammalia; Rodentia; Bathyergidae
Gene: Gins3
Product: GINS complex subunit 3
Biological process (GO): mitotic DNA replication initiation
Cellular component (GO): GINS complex
Source: RefSeq, a predicted model, not a curated record